CCUGUCCGUAUACGCUAAUGGCUUGGUUGCCUGUCAGCGACGAGGUGACGAAGGAUAUUAACAAAGUCCCCAUUGCUCACCCUCAAAGGAAUCAAAACUCUCCUACCAAUUCACACUACACGAAGUUCCCAAAAUGCCACAGACCGUAGUGCUCAUCCGCCAUGCUCAAGCCCUCCACAACGUCGAUCAGGACUGGAACAUUCAUGAUCCCGACUUGUCUGCACUGGGCUUAGAGCAGUGCCGAGAGCUGAGGGAGCAUUUGCUGCAGCGUUUCGGCAAUGAGACGGAUGCUCUCAUCAUCGUUAGCCCGAUGAGACGAACGAUUCAGACCGCUCUCUUGUCUCUAGACUGGUUGAUCAAAAAGGGUGUGCACAUACAGGCCGAUGCCCGAUGGCAAGAGAAUUCGGCGAAACCAUGUGACACGGGCAGCAGCAUCGCCAACCUGAAGGCCGAGUUUCCCAGCGUCGACUUUUCCACCGUAGAUCGUGUAUAUCCAGAUAAGACGUCUCUUUCUGGAGCCGAAUAUGCGUUUACAAAGGAAGCCAUCAUGAGGCGCGCUCGGGCGGGUAUUCGUGGCAUUCGCGAGCGCAAGGAAAAGCUCAUAUUUGUCGUUUCCCAUUCCGGUUUCUUGCGCCUUGGUGUAACGGGAUACUGGUUCUUCAAUGGAGAUUAUAGAAUAUUUGAGCUAGAUGAGGACGAAAGCAUCGACCAGCCGCCAAAGCUUAGGCAGCUAGAAUCGACCCUCAGGGGUGGGCUCGGCAAAUCUUGGACUGAUCCUGUUGUCAUUGGCUCUGGAUUGCCAGCUCCCGAAAUAUAUCCUGAAGAUAAGACCAGUAACUAGCGCAAAUCGUGUAGAUAUCAAGUAGUGCGUUGCUGUAAAGA
This is a messenger RNA of Colletotrichum navitas, 882 nucleotides long. Its product is annotated as phosphoglycerate mutase. NCBI's taxonomy places the organism in Eukaryota, Fungi, Ascomycota, Sordariomycetes, Glomerellales, Glomerellaceae. Bases 134 to 841 code for a protein of 235 amino acids. The transcript is spliced from 3 exons. Gene Ontology annotation, cellular component: cytoplasm. The record is from RefSeq and is a predicted model, not a curated record. Gene Ontology annotation, molecular function: phosphatase activity.